AUGUACAAGCGUCGGGAAUAUGUGGAACUUUAUGAGAAGGAUCUGGCCAAAUGGGCACUGCUACGCAACGUCAACACAGUGGUGAAACAGAGCACACUGCUGCCGGGCGACUAUGUGUGGUUGGACCUAAAGACUGGUCGGGAGUUUGAGGUGCCAAUCGGUGCGGUGGUCAAACUCUGUGACUCGGGACAGAUCCAGGUGCUGGACGAUGAAGGAAAUGAGCACUGGAUUUCCCCCCAGAAUGCCAGCAACAUCAAGCCAAUGCAUCCCACCUCCAUCCACGGUGUGGAGGACAUGAUCCGCCUAGGAGACCUCAAUGAAGCAGGAAUCCUCCGCAACCUGCUCAUCAGAUACAGAGAAAAACUCAUUUAUACGUACACCGGCUCCAUCCUGGUGGCCGUCAACCCUUACCAGGUGCUGCCCAUCUACACGGCCGACCAGAUCCGCCUCUACACCAACAAGAAAAUUGGUGAAAUGCCGCCCCACAUCUUUGCCAUUGCUGACAACUGUUACUUCAACAUGCAGAGGAACAACCGCGACCAGUGCUGUAUCAUCAGUGGUGAGUCUGGAGCAGGGAAGACAGAAAGCACCAAACUGAUCCUUCAGUUCCUGGCAGCCAUCAGCGGUCAACACUCCUGGAUAGAACAGCAGGUCCUGGAGGCCAACCCUAUACUGGAGGCCUUUGGCAACGCUAAAACAAUCCGCAACGACAACUCGUCUCGUUUUGGAAAAUACAUCGACAUCCAUUUCAACAAGAGAGGAGCCAUAGAGGGAGCCAAGAUAGAGCAAUACCUGCUGGAGAAAUCCAGAGUUUGUCGACAGGCCCACGAUGAGAGGAACUACCACGUCUUCUAUUGCAUGCUGAAGGGCAUGACUGCAGAUGAGAAGAAGAAACUGGGACUAAGCAAGGCCACCGACUACACCUACCUGACCAUGGGUAACUGCACAGUGUGUGAUGGCCGAGACGACAUGAAAGAGUACUCCAACAUCCGCUCUGCAAUGAAGGUCCUUAUGUUCACAGACAAAGAGUACUGGGAGAUUUCUAAACUGCUGGCUGCUAUAUUACACAUGGGAAACCUCAGAUAUGAAGCUCGUACCUACGACAACCUGGAUGCCUGUGAGGUUGUCCGCAGCCCUCACCUUACCACUGCUGCUACACUGCUGGAGGUGGAUGGUAAGGAUCUGAUGAACUGUCUGACCAGCCGAACUCUGAUCACCAGAGGAGAGACCGUCUCCACCCCACUCAGCAUGGAACAAGCUCGGGAUGUACGGGACGCUUUUGUUAAGGGAAUUUACGGCCGUUUGUUCGUGUGGAUCGUGGAGAAGAUCAAUGCGGCCAUUUACAAGCCUGCAUCCUCACAGCCCAAAGUUUUGAGACGCUCCAUCGGCCUGCUGGACAUCUUCGGCUUUGAGAACUUCACUGUCAACAGCUUCGAGCAGCUGUGCAUCAACUUUGCCAACGAGAACCUGCAGCAGUUCUUCGUCCGUCACGUCUUCAAGCUGGAGCAGGAGGAGUACAACCUGGAGAACAUCAACUGGCAGCACAUCGAGUUCACCGACAACCAGGACGCGCUGGACAUGAUCGCCAUCAAACCCAUGAACAUCAUCUCGCUCAUCGACGAGGAGAGCAAGUUCCCCAGGGGCACAGACACCACCAUGCUGAACAAGCUGAACUUUCAGCACAAGCUCCACACAAACUACAUCCCUCCGAAGAACAACCACGAGACGCAGUUUGGCAUCCAACACUUUGCUGGAGUGGUUUACUACGAAACGAGAGGCUUUCUGGAGAAGAACAGAGACACUUUAUAUGGUGACAUCAUCCAGCUGGUUCACUCCUCCAAGAACAAGUUCAUCAAACAGAUUUUCCAGGCUGACGUUGCCAUGGGGGCAGAGACCAGGAAGCGGUCGCCCACUCUGAGCAGCCAGUUUAAAAGAUCUCUGGAGCUGCUGAUGAGAACUCUGAGCGUCUGUCAGCCUUUCUUCGUUCGCUGCAUCAAACCCAAUGAAUACAAGAAGCCCAUGUUGUUUGACAGGGAGCUGUGCGUGCGUCAGCUGAGGUACUCGGGUAUGAUGGAGACCAUUCGUAUCCGCCGCGCAGGAUAUCCCAUCCGCUACACCUUUGUGGAGUUUGUCGACCGCUACCGGGUGCUCAUGCCUGGAGUCAAACCGGCGUACAAACAGGAGGACCUGAGGGGAACCUGUCAGAGGAUCGCCGAGGCGGUGCUCGGCAGAGACGAUGACUGGCAGAUGGGAAAGACCAAGAUCUUCCUCAAGGAUCACCACGACAUGCUGCUGGAGAUCGAGAGAGACAAGGCCAUCACGGACAAGGUCAUCCUCAUCCAGAAGGUGGUUCGAGGUUUCAAGGAUAGGUCAAACUUCCUGAAGAUGAGGAAGUCGGCUGUGUUGAUCCAGAAGACGUGGAGAGGGUAUCACUGUAGGAAGAACUAUGGAGCUAUGCGAGCGGGCUUCUCUCGCCUUCAGGCUCUUGUUCGUUCCAGGAAGUUGUGUGCGUCGUAUCACGUGGCCCGUCAGCGAAUCACGGGCUUCCAGGGUCGCUGUCGGGGCUACUUGGUGCGCCGGGCAUUCAGACACCGGCUGUGGGCCGUCAUCACCAUCCAGGCCUACACCAGAGGCAUGAUCGCUCGCCGGCUGUACAAGAGGCUGAAGGGAGAGUACCGCAGGCGGCUGGAAGCGGAGAAGCUGCGUCUGGCUGAAGAGACCAAACUGAGGAAUCAGAUGUCGGCGAAGAGAGCCAAGGCCGAGGCAGAACGCAAACACCAGGAGCGUCUGGCCCAGCUGGCCAAAGAGGACGCAGAGCGGGAGAAGAAGGAGAAGGAGGAGGCUCGGAGGAAGAAGGAGAUGGUGGAGCAGAUGGAGAAGGCCCGUUUGGAGCCCGUCAACGACUCCGACAUGGUGGACAAAAUGUUCGGCUUCCUGGGGACGACGGCCUCUUUUCCGGGCCAGGAGGGACAAGCCCCUGCCGGCUUUGAGGACCUGGAGCGGACCCAUCAGGAGCUGGAGGAGGAGGAUCUGGACGAGGCUCUUCCUCUGCCUGAGGACGAUGAAGAGGAGGAUCUAUCGGAGUACAAGUUCGCCAAGUAUGCCGCCACCUACUUCCAGGGCACCACCACACACAGCUACGUCCGCCGGCCCCUCAAACAGCCUCUGCUGUUCCACGACGACGAGGGAGACCAGCUGGCUGCUCUGGCGGUGUGGAUCACAGUGCUGAGGUUCAUGGGAGAUCUGCCGGAGCCCAAGUACCACACGGCCAUCAGCGACGGAAGCGAGAAGAUUCCCGUCAUGACCAAAAUCUACGAGACGCUCGGAAAGAAGACCUACAAGAAGGAGCUGCAGGCGCUGCAGGGGGAGGGGGAGAUGCCUCCCGCUGACAGCCACAAGAAAAACAGCGUCCGACACAAACUGGUGUCCCUCACCCUGAAGAAGAAAUCCAAGAUCACUGAGGAGGUUACCAAGCGUCUUAACGAUGGUGAGUACGGUCUGCACGGCAACAGCAUGCUGGAGGACCGACCAACAUCCAACCUGGAGAAACUCCACUUCAUCAUCGGCAACGGGAUCCUGAGACCAGCACUGAGGGAUGAGAUCUACUGUCAGAUCUGUAAACAGCUGAGUCAGAACCCGUCUAAGAGUUCUCACGCCCGCGGCUGGAUCCUCAUCUCUCUGUGUGUCGGCUGCUUCGCACCUUCAGACAAGUUUGUCAAGUACCUGAGGAACUUCAUCAACAGCGGGCCGCCAGGUUACGCUCCGUACUGUGAAGAGAGACUGAGACGAACAUUUGUCAAUGGGACGAGAACGCAACCUCCGUCCUGGCUGGAGCUGCAGGCCACCAAGUCAAAAAAGCCCAUCAUGCUGCCGGUAACGUUCAUGGACGGCACGACCAAAACGCUGCUGACGGACUCCGCCACCACAGCCAACGAGCUCUGCAGCGCUCUGUCCGACAAAAUCAAUCUGCGGGACCGCUUCGGGUUCUCACUCUACAUCGCACUGUUUGACAAGGUCUCGUCUUUAGGCAGCGGGAAUGACCAUGUAAUGGACGCCGUGUCGCAGUGCGAGCAAUACGCGAAGGAGCAGGGCGCCCAGGAGAGGAACGCCCCCUGGAGGCUCUUCUUCAGGAAGGAGAUCUUCACGCCGUGGCACCUCCCUGCCGACGACCAGGUCGCCACCAACCUCAUCUACCAACAAACCGUCAGGGGCGUCAAGUUUGGAGAGUACCGCUGCGACAGGGAUGACCUGGCAGAGCUGGCCUCUCAGCAGUAUUACGUCGACUAUGGUUCGGAGAUACUUCUGGAGCGCCUGCUGAGCCUCAUCCCCUCCUACAUCCCUGACCGAGAGAUCAGCACCUCCAGGACGGUGGAGAAAUGGGCUCAUUUCAUCAUGGCUGCACACAAAAAGGGCAUCUACACCCAGAAGAGGUUUGACCCACAGAAGGUAAAAGAGGAAGUGGUGGACUUUGCUCGCCACAAGUGGCCUCUGCUCUUCUCUCGUUUCUAUGAAGCCUUCAAGUUCUCAGGCCCCAUUCUGCCUAAAAACGACCUGAUCGUCGCCGUCAACUGGACCGGGGUUUAUUUUGUGGACGAGCAGGAGCAGGUCCUCCUAGAGCUCUCCUUCCCAGAAAUCACUGCCGUUUCCAGCAGCAGGGGAGGAAAGUUGCAGAGUCAGAGUUUCACGUUGGCGACCAUCAAAGGAGACGAGUACACCUUCACCUCCAAUAACGCAGAGGACAUCCGCGAGCUGGUGGUGACCUUCCUGGAAGGCCUGAGGAAGAGGUCGAAGUUUGUGGUCGCACUGCAGGAUAACCCCAACCCCACUGGGGAGGAGUCCACCUUCCUGAGCUUUCUGAAGGGAGACCUGAUCCUGUUGGACAAGGACACUGGGGAGCAGGUGCUUAAUUCUGGUUGGGCACACGGCGUCAACGAACGAACCAAUCACAGAGGAGAUUUUCCAGCUGACUGCGUCUAUGUCCUGCCCACCAUGACCCGACCUCAGCAAGAAAUUGUGGCGCUGGUAACCAUGACACCGGACCAGCGACAGGACUCGGUUCGUAUUUCGCAGCUCGUCCUGCCAGAGAGUGACGGACGGAUAAAACCCUACACACUGGAGGAGUUCUCCUACGACUACUUCAGACCUCCUCCCAAACACACCCUGAGCAGGGUGAUGGUCAGUAAGAAUCGCGGGAAGGACAAGAUGUGGAGCUGCACCAGAGAGCCGCUAAAGCUGCCGCUGCUGAAGAAAGUGGUCAGCCACGAGGAGCUGGCUCAGGACGCCUGCAUGUCCUUCAUAGCUAUGAUGAAGUACAUGGGCGACUAUCCGUCCAAGCGGAUGCGCUCAGUCAACGAGUUGACAGAUCAGAUCUUUGAAGGAGCACUGAAGGCCGAACCUCUGAAAGACGAGAUCUACUGUCAGGUCAUCAAACAGCUCACGGACAACCACGUCAAGUACAGUGAGGAGAAAGGCUGGGAGCUGCUGUGGUUGUGUACUGGUCUGUUUCCUCCCAGUAACGUGCUGCUGCCUCACAUCCAGCGCUUCCUCCAGUCCAAGAAACACCACCCACUCUCUGGGGACUGCAUGCAGAGGCUGCACAAAGCUCUACGUAAUGGAUCCAGGAAGUACCCUCCUCAUCUGGUGGAAGUUGAGGCGAUCCAACAUAAGACAACCCAGAUCUUCCACAAAGUUUACUUCCCUGACGAUACAGACGAGGCGUUUGAGGUGGAGUCCAGCACCAAAGCGAAGGACUUCUGCCAGAACAUCUCAACCAGACUGCUGCUCAAAUCUCCUGAAGGCUUCAGCCUCUUCGUCAAGAUCUCAGACAAGGUGAUCAGUGUGCCAGAGGGAGAUUUUUUCUUUGACUUUGUCAGACAUUUAACAGACUGGAUCAAGAAAUCUCGACCAGCUAAAGACGGAAUCGUUCCCUCUCUGACCUAUCAGGUGUUCUUCAUGAAGAAGUUGUGGACCAACACAGUUCCAGGGAAGGACUCCUUCGCCGACUCCAUCUUCCACUACUACCAAGAGCUGCCUAAAUACUUGCGUGGCUACCAUAAGUGUUCACGAGAAGAGGUUUUCCAACUCGCGGCCCUCAUCUACCGCGUCAAGUUUGAGGAUGACAAAUCCCAUUUUCCUACAAUUCCCAAGAUGCUUCGGGAGCUGGUUCCCCAGGAUCUCAUUCGUCAGAUGUCACCGGAUGACUGGAAAAGGUCGUUGGUUGCAUACUUCAACAAACAUGCUGGUAAAUCAAGAGAAGAAGCCAAACUGAUGUUCCUGAAGCUCAUCUACAAAUGGCCGACCUUUGGCUCCGCCUUCUUUGAGGUCAAGCAAACCACAGAGCCCAACUUCCCAGAAAUCCUGCUGAUCGCCAUCAACAAGCACGGAGUCAGUCUCAUUGACCCGAAGACAAAGGACAUCCUGACUACUCACCCCUUCACCAAGAUCUCCAACUGGAGCAGCGGCAACACUUACUUUCACAUCACCAUUGGCAACCUGGUCAGAGGAAGCAAACUGCUGUGCGAGACCUCGCUGGGCUACAAGAUGGACGACCUGCUGACCUCUUACAUCAGCCAGAUGCUGACCAGCAUGAACAAGCAGCGCUCCGGGCGCGGCCACAGCAAGUGAACUUCUUACUGGCAGGAGGCCUCCGAGCUCGUCCGGCUCCUGCGCCCUAUUGGCCACCACUGCAGCUGGGGCCGGACCUUCGCCCACCAGCUGUGGAGGAUGAGCCGCAGUCCUUCUGCUAGCUCCGCGGGGUCCAAGCUCACCGGGGAGAGCUCGGCCGCCAGCGGCGAUGACCCCGGCGAAGGCCCUAGCAACCGUCACCGCUACGUUUACCGCGAAGACGAGGACGAGCCGUCCAGUGAGGAUGACUACCUCUAAAGCCUCCGAACUCUCCGUCACACAGCUCGGUCUUCGGUCGGUUUCAGUCCGUACGGCUGUCGUCUCAACCUUUUUAAUAAAUGUUGCAGUGACCCCCCCCCCC
Molecule: messenger RNA, 6985 nt
Organism: Perca flavescens (yellow perch)
Lineage: Eukaryota; Metazoa; Chordata; Actinopteri; Perciformes; Percidae
Gene: myo7aa
Product: myosin VIIAa
Exons: 49
Coding region: 1-6624 (2207 amino acids)
Cellular component (GO): cytoskeleton; myosin complex
Molecular function (GO): ATP binding; protein binding; cytoskeletal motor activity
Source: RefSeq, a predicted model, not a curated record